Glycine soja is the source of this 681-nucleotide messenger RNA. RefSeq lists its product as uncharacterized. The transcript has a single exon. Lineage: Eukaryota; Viridiplantae; Streptophyta; Magnoliopsida; Fabales; Fabaceae. Gene Ontology annotation, molecular function: proteasome binding; polyubiquitin modification-dependent protein binding; ubiquitin binding. The record is from RefSeq and is a predicted model, not a curated record. Gene Ontology annotation, biological process: proteasome-mediated ubiquitin-dependent protein catabolic process. Bases 1 to 681 code for a protein of 226 amino acids. Gene Ontology annotation, cellular component: nucleoplasm; cytosol.
AUGGAGAUUAAGUUUCAGAUCCAGAGAGGGCACUCGUUCAAUCUUGAAAUUGAUCCCUCCGAAACAAUCCGCGAUGUCAAAGAGAAGGUGCUUAACUCCCAGAACAUUCCCAUUGCCCGCCAAAUCAUCCUCUACCAUUACGAACUUCUCCCAGACGAUUUGAUCGUUUCGCAAUGCGAUCUCCAGCAUGGCGGCUGCCUUGUCCUCCAAAUCAGCCACGAUCCUGCAGCACCGUCGCCCAUGUCUGACUCAGACUCAGACUUUCUCCCGCAAUCGCAGCCAACGCGGGACAUGCAGAUGUCCAAGCUGAUUCCGAAUCCAUACGAUCCGUUAGGUAAGCGGCCGAUGACUCUAGAUAUUUCAUCCGCGUCAAAUAAAAAGGUUGAGGAGAAAUUGGAAGAGUCACGCUCACGGAUUGUGACGCUGAGCUUGAAGGCGCAUAAAUACUGGACUCAUCGUUUUCCUAUGGAAGCGAACUUGGACGAGACCGUUCUGAAGCUGAAGAAGUACAUUCUUGCAGAUCUGAGAAUUCUUGCAGGCUUUGAGAUGGACAAUGUGCCAGUAGAGAGGAUGGUGCUGCACUCGCAUUCAACGGGUGUGGAACUGCUUGACCAUCAGCUUCUUCGAGAUUGUGCGGUUUCAGAUAAUCAUGAGAUCGACCUCUCCCUCAAGGAACCCUAG